Molecule: messenger RNA, 912 nt
Organism: Closterium sp. Naga37s-1
Lineage: Eukaryota; Viridiplantae; Streptophyta; Zygnematophyceae; Desmidiales; Closteriaceae
Source: the annotation of a GenBank genome assembly
AUGGCUUCCAAGACACUGCUUCUCGUCUGCUUCACGCUACUCGCAGUGACAUCCGCCUUCGCGCAGCGCGGCCCGCCUGGCGGAGGCCCACCCGGCGGUCAGGGCCCACCAGGGGGUCCGCGCAGCGGAGGCCCUGGAGGGCGCGGCGGACCUGGCGGCGGCCCUGGUGAGGAGCCGCGCGGUCCUCCGCUGAACCUGACGCUCGUCGGCAAUCUGACGGCCGACGUUGGCGCGCAGUUGAAAAACUGCUCCGCGGACCCGACCUUCGUUGAUGGCCGCUUCCACCUCACCGUCUUCAAGAACUCCACGGGCAACUACAACCUCCUCGUCGACGCGCUUCUCGUCGGAGGGGACGCCGCCGCCGGCCUGCCCGACUCGAUCGCGAUCGUGCAGGGCGCCGUGUGCGACUCGGCCGCGUCCGCCGCCGCCGUGCUCUCGCUGCCCUUCGCCGCCUCCGAUUGGCUGCAGCGCGCCGGCUGGUGGCUGCUGCACGCGGAGGCGCGCCUCGACGCGUUCCUCGAGAACGCCGACGCGACCACCGUCGACGCGCUGCUCGCGCUCCUCCCCAACGCGUCGCUCCCGCGCAGCAACGGCGGCGGGCGCAACGGUGGAGGCAGUUCCGGGGGCGCAGGGGGCGCGGGAGGCGCGCGGAACGGGCAGGGCAGCAGGCGCUUGGGGCUGGACGUGGGGAGGGUGGGGAGGAUGCUGAUGCGCGCAAUGGCCCGCAGCCCCGCCAAGCAGGGUGGGCAGCAGCAGGGCGGGCAGCAGCAGGGCGGGCAACAGCAGGGGGGUAACGGAGUGAACAGCACGGUGAGCGGAUAUGCUGUGCUGGCUGGGAACAGCGCGUCGAGCGUCAUCUGGGGCGGGCAGCUCCUGGGAGUCAAAGCCCCCUCUGCUGCUGCUGCAGCGUAA